AGCAUGGACUUUACAAACGAACAACAAUAUCCUGUAAAUGUUAAAAUAUCGUCAGGAAUUUAAAGUCCAUUAGCUGUUUUUUUUUUUUUUUUUAGACCUUAGCUCGUGGGAAUUGGUAGCCUUGUUUGCUAGUUUUUAAAAACCUUCAGAAACAUAUUUACAGCCGAGUGACAAAAAUGCAGAAUAUGGAUGACUUGGACAAAGAGCUGGAGGUGCACAGGGACGUGGACGAGGACAGUGACUCCUCAGACAACAGCUCUAAAAAAGGACAAAAAGCGAAGCUUCCUUUGGUUAAACAUCUAGUCGCGCAAUGAAACUGGCUUUCUGCAGUCGUGCAGAAAGUGUUUGGAGCAAAUCAGAGAAGCCAUGCUGCAUCACAGAUGGGAGGAGGCAGCGGAGUUCAUGGCGUGCUACUGUCAAGUCCUUGAGCAUAAAAAGAACAGCACAGCACAGAGAGAGCUUGUUUGGAGGAUGAGCACUGAGAUCCUUCACCACCAUCCCAACUCAACAGGGGUCGACUACAACAGCGUCUAUGAACGAAUGAAGCACUCGGGUGUUAAACUUUACCUGAUGAUUUGCCUGGAGCAUUCCUUCCACCUGAUGCUCCACGGUCAGAUUGAAGAAGCGAAGCAACAGCUGUCUGUCGCAGAAAGCUGGCGUUACGGGAAGGUGUCCAACGCUCAGCUUCAGAGGACCAAAUUGAUCCAGGCCUACAGGAGCUUGUUGGAUUAUAUCAUGUGGUGGGAGAAAAUGUCUAACCUUUCCAAAACCGACUGUUUCGACCCAGACUACCAGGGCAUCCACACUUACUUCCGACAAGCUUCUGUGAAUCUUCAGGACAUUUUGAAAAACCCAGGAGUCUGGGAUCCUUUCAUUUUGAGCUACAUUGAGAUGUUAGAGUUUUAUGGGGAUCACGAAGAGGCUCUUAAAGUCCUGAAUAACUACGCAUUCGACAACAGUUUUCCACCCAAUCCCAACGCACACGUGUACAUAUACCAGUAUUUAAAGAGGCACGAUGCUCCAGAGAAGAAGCUGAUGAAAGUCUUAAAGAACAUCCAGGUUUUAGUUCCAAGCCAUGAGUUGAUGUUGGAGUACAGCUCCCUCCUGCUUCAGUCAGAGAAAACAAGCGACACUCAGAAAGCUUUAAAAGUCCUCCUUGAGAUGCUUGACUUCGGCUGCUGGAGGAGCARCCUGGACGUGUGGAAGUGUUUACAGGCCGUAAUUCAUGACCUGCAAUUACAGGACGACUGGGAGAGCGUUGUCUGGGGACUCAUGGAGGCGAGACGAGAAUUUUGGCCCGCGAUGCAUUUCACCAGCUUCCACGCCGCGACAGACUCCGAGGAGAACCCUGAACUUUUGAACGUAAAGGCAUCGCUCACAAAAAUCCUUUGCCCAGAUCAAACUCUGAGGUACACCGCAGAGCAGUCAGUGGAUGGAGAACAGAGUCAGAGACAUUAAACUGUUUUGUCUGUGAGUAAAAACAAUUUCAGUCUGUGUCUGAGGUUGUUUAAUAAAAUAUUCUGCACUGUAAAAACUGUUAUUUUUGAGGAACAGUGCCUUGAGGUGUUGUUAGCAUUUUGCCACCAGGUGGCGCUCUUGUUCUGUAGUUCUGAGGAGCAGCAGAGACGUAGUGGAAAUCUGUCAGGAUUUUUUCUUUCUUUCUGUUUUAAUAAGAGCUGAAUGUUACAUGUUUGUUGGUUUGAGGCGUUUUAUCGUCAGUAAAUUUUAUUUACGUCUCAAACUGAAUAUUUUUGUUUUGAAUUUACAUGAAGUAAAAAGAAAACGAAGCAGCACCUUGUUCAUUUUAUUCAGACUCAGUUUCAGUCUUCUGUUCAGACGGGUGAUAAGAGUCAGUUAUUUAUAAGACUCUGUCAACGCAGCUGCAGCAAGGAGGCUCGUCAUUUUUUAUGUCUUUUUAUUUAUUCUCUGGAAGAAGAGUUAUGUUUGUGGACACUUCUAACAUCUCGACCCCGGCCUUCAAACUCGGGGCUCGUUUGCACGCAGCCGUCAAAUAAAGCCUCGCRUCCAGUGUUGCGCCUGUUUUAACAGGAGGAAGGGUCGGCGAUGGUUGAGUUUCGGCUCUCCGCAGCGUUUGCUUUGCAGCGGCUCAGUCAGCCAUGCUGGAUGUGUUGCUUUGCAGUCGUUACGUAAACCAAAGCCCGAAGCGUUCGCCCGACAACAGAAGCAGCUGGAGAAGACAUCUGGGAAAACACAACACAUGUCCUGUCUUUGAAAAUUCAGAACUCUGGGAGCAACGAGGAGGAUGGAGUCAGGAGCUGUUUUGUUGGUCCUGCUUAGGUUUUUUUUGUUUUUUUUUUAUCAGGGCACUUCUGAGUUCAGUUAAUCCUCUACAAAGAUGUUCCCAGUCGAGUCAGGCUGCUGUUGAGUUGCUCGUUUGAAGGGUUUUCUAUUUAUUUUUUUCUCAAAACUUGAACCGUUGAAGACACUCAGUCACAGUUUUAUUCCUGGGAGACAUUUUGAAACGACUCGAUUGUUAUUUAUUAAUUAAACUUUAAGAAAAGGA
This is a messenger RNA of Austrofundulus limnaeus, 2524 nucleotides long. It is a transcript of the gene taf1a, whose product is annotated as TATA box binding protein (TBP)-associated factor, RNA polymerase I, A. Bases 367 to 1458 code for a protein of 363 amino acids. Gene Ontology annotation, cellular component: RNA polymerase I transcription regulator complex. The transcript has 11 exons. NCBI's taxonomy places the organism in Eukaryota, Metazoa, Chordata, Actinopteri, Cyprinodontiformes, Rivulidae. The record is from RefSeq and is a predicted model, not a curated record. Gene Ontology annotation, biological process: transcription by RNA polymerase I.